This is a messenger RNA of Sporothrix schenckii 1099-18, 381 nucleotides long. RefSeq lists its product as uncharacterized. Bases 1 to 381 code for a protein of 126 amino acids. NCBI's taxonomy places the organism in Eukaryota, Fungi, Ascomycota, Sordariomycetes, Ophiostomatales, Ophiostomataceae. The transcript is spliced from 2 exons. The record is from RefSeq and is a predicted model, not a curated record.
AUGCUAUCAUUCAGUACCAUGGAGCUUGCAGGUCGACGGUGCGGACGGCGGCGAGGUGCUGGUCCCUUUGGUUUUGGCCUGAGCGACACCUCGGCUUUUGUCGACGCACCAAUCGACGGGGCAUUCACACCCGAGGCAAUCGAAUCUGAAGUCGUGGCAGUGUCAGUGACGGUGACCAACUCAAGUUCCGCUGCUGGCUCCGAGACCGUUCAGGUGGACCACGUACCGCCGGCCGAAGGUGUUGUAACCAGACGGUCGCUUAAGGCUCUCGUCUCGUUUGAGCAAGCUGCACCUGCAGCCCGGCUAGCCGAAGUACGCGCAGCUGACGUUUGCGUGCGACGAUUCCGCCUACUGGAUCGAGGGCAAGGCAUAGCAUAUUGA